Myxocyprinus asiaticus (Chinese sucker) is the source of this 2982-nucleotide messenger RNA. RefSeq names its product CLOCK-interacting pacemaker a (gene cipca). Gene Ontology annotation, biological process: negative regulation of DNA-templated transcription; negative regulation of circadian rhythm. NCBI's taxonomy places the organism in Eukaryota, Metazoa, Chordata, Actinopteri, Cypriniformes, Catostomidae. Gene Ontology annotation, cellular component: nucleus. The transcript has 4 exons. The record is from RefSeq and is a predicted model, not a curated record. The coding region runs from base 177 to 1268 and encodes 363 amino acids.
UGUAAACUCACGUUGCACUCUCUAGGCAAUUCUCUUUCCACAACAACAGAAAUAAAAGGUUUGUUUUCCCAAGUAAAGCGUCAUUCCACACACGGACCUUAACGACAAGCGGAACCUAAGCAGAAGUGUGUUUGAUGGACUUCACAUCACUCUGAACUCGAACAAACAGAUCCACCAUGGGUAACAAACGGAAAGCAUCCAAUGAGUUUGACAAAGAUUCAGAUGCCAGUUCAGGAUAUUUCAGUGCGUUGGACCAGAAGGACUUUGAAGACCUGGGACCGACCAGUCCUGCCACCCACAGCAUGCAGACAGCUCCACGGGUGCCUUUCAUUCCUGGCUCACAUCCAGGCGUCUCUUCCAUGAUUGUAAUGAACAGACUUGUCCUCAAGCAGCCCAACUCCGUGGCUCCUGCAUUGAAACCGUGGAGCUUAAACCCUUCACUAGAUGUGGUUCCUCAAUCUCAUCUGCUUUUCCUCCAGCCAGUCAUAUCCACUGGUGACUGCACCUCCCAAAGCUCUGACAAGCAGAAACAUUCUAGAAGGCAUGUUCCCAUGCAAAGCACCUUUCCAAAAAUUGCCCCACACUCUGCACAAGGGUCUGCAGUUGACCUUAGUCCUAGUGCCUUCAUUAAGAAACCAAACCACGGCCACAGUGGAAGACAUCAACGGCACAGUCAUGGUGGUAAAACUUUGCAGAGUUCCUCUUUGAAAAACAAUGAGACUUUUGAGGGUUAUGGUGUCAGCCCCAGUGCUGUCUCUUGGGGAGAAGUCAGUCAAACUGUCCCAGAAGUAGAUGCGGAAAACUCCUCAUCCAGGCUUUCUGAUUCUCAGGAGCCUCAUACCACUACUUCACCAUUCUCACUUUGCUCUGACUCAUUCCUCACUUCAGUCCCUCAAAAGUGUCCCAAAGCAACAGUCACCCAGAGUAGUGAUGUGGAGAGCAGCCCAGAGUUCCUCUCUCUGAGCUCCAGCAAACGCAAGCGCUUCUGCAACACGUACAAUAUUUUGAAUCGGUCAGGGUUACUGGGCAUCACACUGCGUACCAAGGAGCUUAUUCGACAAAACAAACGUUCCCAGGCCCAACUUCAGAGCCUGCAAGAUCAGACUGACCUCUUUUUGGAGGCCAUAUGUAGUGGAGACCCCAAAGUCUGGACCCGAUUGCAGAUUACCCUCCAGAACACUGGAGACUGCGAGCAGAUAAUGGAUUCAUUGGUGGACUCUGUAAGAGAUGUAGGAGCAGACGUCACAUCUGUUGGUUGUAUGGUGUAGUAGUAGGUUUAAAUGCUGUAUUGUCUUGGACUGCUUUAAGUCUAUUCCGCUUUAAUUUAUAAAGUAAUUUUUUCAAAUUGGUUGCUUAACAGAUUUAGUCAUGAAGCAUUUAGAAUACAACUUGAACAGUUUCUUACUCUCCUGAAUCUUGUUUAUAGUAGUUGUUACUUCAUGUGUCUUCAUUUUGAGAUAUAUUAAAUCCUAAAGAUGUCAUGGGCUUUAUUUUUAUUUCAGAUUUAUUUUACAGACUUGGCCAGUGUUUAAGUUAUAAUUUAUAUGGUCAGAGUUGCUAACGCAACAACAGUGAAAGUGACAAAGAAAAUACAUUCUGCACAGUUGGGUGGUCACUAAACUUUUCAAAUACACACAGCUGAUAUUAUAAACUUAUUCUAUGAGCCUAAAGUUUGAACAAACUGGCCAAUGAAACAGGCCAUAUCUAAUAAAUGCCUUUGACAAUUCACAAAGAUCUGUGUAUGUUUGCACGUGUUUGUAUGCUUUAACCUUAAUUGGUAACACUUUGCAAAAGGUUGUGUUUGUUAACAUUAGUAAAUGCAUUAGGCAUCAUGAACUAAUAAUGAACAGUAAUCAUUUACAACAUUUAUUAAAAAUGGUUGAUGCUAAUUUGUAAAAAUACAACUGUUUAACACUUCAUGUAAAUUUAUAAUGCAUGAACUAAUGGUAACAUAUACAACUUCUAAUUUUAAAAAGGUAUAUGUUGAAAUUAACAUUAACCUACUUAUAAUAAGUGCUUAAAAAGCAUUGUUCAUGUUAACUAACAUAGUUAACUAAUGUUAUCAAAAACAGCCUUAUUGUAAAGGGUUACCCCUUAAUAUUAAAAGGAUUAUACAUACGUGCACAAUGUUCAUCAAAUGCUCUGUAAUUCAUUUGAAAUUGAGAAUUUGAUAUAGUGCAUAUUUGAAACUUGUUAGAAUUUGAUUGUACUAAACAUUAUUUGUAUGUAAUGGCAAGCCAAGUUAUAUUGUAACUGUUCUCAAAUGAAUCUCCAUCUAAAUGUUCUAGUUACUGGUAUUAACUUUUACUAAGACCAGUGGACUUAGAGUAAGAGUACAUUAACUUUUGUGUGUCAAGGGCAUAUUUGAAGCAUCACUUGUGUGGUUAUUAUUUGUCCUGCCUUGUAUCAUGUAAUGGUAGUUUAACAUUUUUAACAACUCAGAUUGUGAGUUGUCUAAACAAAUAGGUAAAUGCACAGGUUUAAAUUUUUACUAGCAUGAUUAUUUCUGCAGCAAUAUGUUACACUGCAUGCAUAUGGACUGAUCAUUAUGUUCGGGAAAGCAGAUUACUAAAAAAGUCUUGAUGACAGAGGUCAGGUAGGCAAUGUAAUAGUGGGGUGAAAAAUGCAAUGUGAUGGCUCUGCUGUACACUUGUGCAUUGUUCUGUGAAUUUUACAUUGUUUUCUGGUACUUUUUGAGUUUUAUACUGAGGGCCAAAGGUCCAGGGUGGCCCACAACAAAUUGGAAACUAUUAUUUUACUAGAAAAGGGACCCAGAGCAAUAUAUAGUCAGGGGGCCCAGAAUGCCUUGCUACGGCCCUGAUAAUGAAAUGUGUUUGAAUUUGCUUAACACAAAUAUAAACACUGUAUUGAUCUAUCAGAACACAAUGAAAUGGAAUGACAGAUUGUUGCUGUAGAAAUCUAUGCAAUAUCGUUAUCAUUAGGAUUGUACUGAAGUGCAGUAUUCUAUAGGUGUCAUUUGAC